This is a messenger RNA of Orussus abietinus, 1119 nucleotides long. RefSeq lists its product as uncharacterized. The record is from RefSeq and is a predicted model, not a curated record. The coding region runs from base 88 to 1119 and encodes 343 amino acids. The transcript is spliced from 4 exons. Lineage: Eukaryota; Metazoa; Arthropoda; Insecta; Hymenoptera; Orussidae.
AACGCGCGUGCUCGUCCCGCAGCCUUCGCGAGUUCUUCGACUCCCUCGUAGUUCGUUCCAUAAAGGAGGUAACGAAGCGGCCUUAGGAUGAUUAAUCCCCAGUGUCGGAUCCUGACGAGGACGCUACUCCUGCUCCUCGCGUCGACGCUCGCCGUCCACGGGGCCGAGCCGUCCGCGUUGUCCCCGGCCUCCGAGCCGUCCGGCGUUUCCGGCCCGGAUUACACGGGCCCGUCGGCCGGCUCGGACGAGUGCGAUCCAGAAAUGGUGGGCUUCGAGCUCAUCACCGGAUACGUUUACACCGCGCCCACGAACAUGCUCGAAUCCAUCCCGGGCACCCUCAUGCUCACCGACUGUCUGGAAACCUGUCAGGCCAACGACUCCUGCCAGGCGGUCAACUACGAGACCGGCCUCUGCGUGCUCUUCAGCUCCAACGCCGACAAUAAUCCAGGUGCACUGUCUCAAUCCCAGUUCCCGGUGUUCACGAUCUACGCGCAGAAGAGCUGUCUGGGAGUGAAACCCUGCGAGAGGGCUUGGUGCAUCGACAGGGUCCAGGACCACCAUCUUCAUGGCCACGCCAGGAGAACGACCACCACGUCGUCGCGGCAGCAUUGUUUGGAGCUCUGCCUCGGCGAGAGGGACUUCCUCUGCCGUACAGCAACCAUGGAACCUAGUCGCCCCAACAAAUCCGGUGGAGCAGCUAUGGAACCAUUUCCUUUCGAAUUUAAUGGAACAACGAUGAAACCGACCUAUCCCACUAAAUUCACUAAAAUAGUCAUGGUACCAGGUCACCCCAUCGAAUCCAUUGGAACAACCAUGGGAUCACACUAUCCCACUGAAUCCACUAAAAUAGCCAUGGAACCAAGUCACCCCAUCGAAUUCAUCGGAACAACCAUGGAACCGCACUAUCCCACUGAAUCCACUAAAAUAGCCAUGGGACCAAGUCACCUCAUCGAAUCCAUUGGAACAACUAUGGAACCACACUAUCCCACUGAAUCCACUAAAAUAACCAUGGAACCAAGUCACCCCAUCGAAUUCAUCCGAACGACCAUGGAACCAAACUAUCCCACUGAAUCCACUAAAAUAGCCAUGGAACCAAGUCACCCCAUCGAAUCCAUUUGA